GAGCCCAGGGCUGCACGCGGCGCCCCUCGGAGCUCCGGCGCGCGGCUGCACCAUGGACUCGGACUCCGCAGAGCUGAGCGAGGGGGAGCUGCUCGCGCCUGCAGGUCCUGAUUGUUUCAGUUCAAAGAACCUUGCGCUGCAAGCACAGAAAAAGCUCCUGAGUAAAAUGGCUACCAAAACUAUGGCUAACAUGCUCAUCGACGACACAAGCAGUGAAAUAUUUGAUGAGUUAUAUAAAGUAACUAGAGACCAUACAAGGAACAAGAAGGAAGCUCACAAAAUUAUGAAGGACUUGAUUAAAGUGGCAAUAAAAAUUGGGAUCCUCUACCGAAACAAUCAAUUCAACCAAGAAGAGCUGGAAAUCGUCGACAAAUUCAGAAAGAAGUUGAAUCAGACAGCCAUGACAAUUGUCAGUUUUUACGAGGUAGAAUACACCUUUGAUAGAAAUGUUCUCGCAGAACUUCUGAACGAAUGUAAAGACCUGGUGCAUGAACUGGUAGAGCGACAUCUGACGCCCAGGUCCCAUGGGCGUAUCAACCAUGUCUUCAAUCACUUUGCAGAUGUGGAAUUCCUCACUGCCCUGUAUAGCCUUGAUGGGGAUUGCCGACCACACCUCAAAAAGAUCUGUGAUGGAAUCAACAAACUACUUGAUGAGAAAGUCCUUUGAAACUUUGCCUUUUACAAAACAAAAACUCAUUCCUAGAGCUGCAGCAAACUUGGUGAGUUGUGGCAAAGCUUGUGAGUUUCCUUCCUACCAUCCGCCUACUACACGGACUUCAUCAGAAACCAGCAUGUGCUCACUUGGCUUAUAAUGAAGAAAAACCAAACCAAACCAGAAAGCUACAAAUUGUAAUUCUCAGUUCACAGAGAUUUCAGCCUUUUCAAAGGAGGGAGUCAAUGGGGCUGCUGAUGCUUAUUAUUCAGAACAAGAUCACAGCACAUCAGAACCUCAGUAUCUGUGUUGGGGUCUUGUUGUGUGAAAAUGAACCUAACCUCAAGACACGUGGCUGUGUCAAAGAUAGAAGGGGAAAAGCAGAAAGGGUGUUGAAUGGAAUUGACCCCCAAACUCUUCUUGUAUAUGUUUUUAUUAUUCCUAAAAAAAAAAUCUCAGAGGCUUAGAUGGAAAGUGGGGUUCUGAUGGGCACAAGUUCUCUCCUUUCAAUAGUGUCAGGAACCGAUAGGAGAGCACAUCUCCAAUUUUGCAGGUGAUUAAGACCAUACUGGAGAGCAGAACUUAAUAAAAUGGGGAGAAGUGAGAAGAGUAGAGAAGCUUCUUUAAGAAGCAUGUUCCCACUAGAGAUUUUUGCUUUGCAUCUGAGAAUAGAAGUGAGAAACUUGUGAUUUUGAUUCUGGAAAAACAGCUCAGUGACUCUAAAGUCAAAACAUAAUGAAGAAACUUAAUCCUGAAAUACAACAUUGGCUUCAACAGGCUCAAGCACACAGUGACAUCAAAUAGGCUUAGAUUAGAGGGCCAUGCUACUUCCUCUGCAAUUACUGUUUUCAGUGCCAGAACUUAAGUUUCCUGUUGAAGAACACCACGAUACAAAUGCUGAACACCUGAGAGGAACAGUGAUAUUACUGGAUCAAUGUAGCCAUCAUCUGUCCCUUCUUUCUCCACUGAAACACCAUUUCCACCUGCAAAUGGCAAAAGCCAAUAUUCAAUGUAUGAAACAACUUUUCAGCCGUGGCUUAGUGCAUGUCCAUCGUAAUUAGUUGUGUUUACAGUCAAAUAGUGACAUGUGGGAAAUGGGGGCCAAGCUGGUAUUUUCACAGUGCCAUCUAAAUAUAGAACAUCCACACCUCUGUAACUAGGGCUUGUUAACAUGAGAAACUUAGGAGCAACAUCAAGGUACCUAUUGCAUCUUAUUCUAUACACAUUUUAAAAAAACAAAAAACGAAAACACACACACACCAACAUCUAUUACAGAACAAGGAUGAACUAAAGAACUUGCAGAAAAGUUUCAGUGGUUGCAACAGCACAAUUGUCCUGGCAAAAGUCCGGGUUUUAUAAUCCCCAGUCCAGAGCAUCACAAAAGAAAGCAGCAUGGUAUAGUGCUUAAAACAACCAAUUCAAGCUCUGCCAUGGACUUCUGUAAUCUUUGACAAGUCCCUUAGCUUCUCCGUGUCCCAAUCUGCAAAAUUUCCUCUUUUAAAUUUCUCUGAAAUUAUUGAAUUAAAAAAAACCCCACUAGGUAAGAGAUUAGCAUUGCUAUUAGGAAACUAAGACUGAGGAAAUCCUGGUACCAAACAAAAUGCUGGCAGAGAAUUAUAUUGCUCAUUAUUGAACUGAGGUGACUUUUCUCUUUUAGAGGCAGAGGGGAAAUGCAUUACCAGUUCAUCUGAAAGCCAACUUUGUUGUGAAAAAAAUCCUCCAGAAGUCAAAUUGUUAAUUAAUUUCAACCUUUACAUUGCACCCAUUAAUCUUUGUGCUCUAUCUGCAGAGCACUACAGAAAGUGUAGGCUCUAUGAUAGAACAUUUUCAUACCUCAAGGCCUCCUAGAGGAAGACAUUCACUGAAAUAUGCAAAGUGGUCAGUCUCAGAAAACGAGUUGGUCUACUCAACAUAGGUGGGCGAGAAACUGUUUUUUUGUACUGCAUAUAUUUGAGAGUUCAAAAUAUUUUCCCAUCUCAAAUCAGGGCAAAAAGUGAAAUUUCAAAAACAUUCAGGAACUGGGGGUGGAGGUGGUGCAGAUUUUUGUUUUGAGUCAAUCCAAAUGUUUCAUUUCAAUAAUUUUGACUCUUUUUUAAAAAAAAAUAAAAGCUUUUUUGAGGCUCAUUAACUGAAAUUUCGAAACAAAAAGUAGUUUUGAACCAACUAAAUCAGAAGUUUUCACUUCAAAUAUUUUUCUCAACUUUUUUUUCAAGAUGGGAAAUGCAUUGAAUUUGACCCUGUUUUGUGAAAACUGUUUUGGCAAAUCAGCAUUUUCUAUAGUUCAAGCAUUUUAGCUCCUUAUAACUAGUGAACAUAGCCCUCUAUCACUAAGUGUGCUCCAACAUAUCCUCCAACAGCAGGGAUAUAGUUAGCCAAAAUAUCCAUUAAGUUACACAGGCUAGAUCAUGGAGUCAUCAAGUCCUACCAGCUAAAGCUGGCAGAGUUCAUUUCCCCAUCUGUGCUGCCUUGAUUGCACGGCCUGGUAUGUUGGGGUUGGGGUGGAGCUACAGAAGCUGCUCUCUGUCCCAUGCCAUGGCCUUCUGAUAUGAAUAAUUUGUGCAGAGUAAGAGGGCAUUUUAUAUUCCCGAACUUCCCUGGACAAGUGCAUGCUGCAGGUCAAGAUUUGGCCCUUAAAACAUGGUACUUAGGAGGGAAUCCACUAGAAAGAAAAUCUACAACAGUAUCAAAUGCUAUUGUGUCUUGAUGCACUAACCUUUCCUUGUUUUGAAAUUCUGUUAAUUUUAUAGUGACUCACCCUUGGGUUGCAGACACAGCAGAUUUAGAAUACAUUUAAAACUCUCCUCCCACCAUUGGGUUCAUCCACUCCCACAGCUCUAAAGAUACUUUGGUUUGAGACUGUACCUCCUUUUAGAUGACAUGCGAAUGACAGAUAGCCUUGCAGACACAGAUGACAAAUACUGUACCAAAGAGUGUAUUACAAUAAUUAGAUGCAUAUUUUUAAAACUCAUGAAAAAUUAUGUAUUUGAAAGCCAUUUCUUUACCUAAGCAAUGCUUACAGAGCAGAUCACUGAUCUCAUCGGUAUUAGAGAGUUGUUUUCACAUGUAAGCAUUAUUCAAAACACUCUAGUGUAACAGACUUCAGAACAUUUUCUGAUACUUCCAUCUUUUCUCCCCUACAAAACAAUUGUGUCAUAUGCAUUGCAAUAUGAAUCCCAUGUUUCCUUUAUAGUGCAACUAUCCUUAGAUAGCUGGAUGCCCAGCUACCUGAUUCAUAUACUAAAGGGGUACAGUUUCACGUGAACAAUCAGAAGUGUUCUUAUUUCUCAUCUUCGAAGGGUGUAUUUCAAAUGCACAGGAAAACAAGCCAUCUAAAAAUGGCACCACCAUUUGUAUUGGAGCGAUUUUCCACCCAUUUCCCUUGAAUCCAUGAUGCUUCUGUUCAAUAGCAACUAAUGUAGACUGCCCUUCUGUGGCAUAAUACAGAGAGAAAAUCUGGGCAGAAGGACUUGCAAGAUUUGCCUUACAUGGUAAAAAUGUAGGCAUUCACCAGAACCAUAUUUAAUAAUCUACAUUUACAUGCAAUACUGGCCAAAAUCUGCCCAAGAGCACUACUUAUCAAACUGAUGGGGGUGGUUUUUUUUUUUUUUAUUUAGAGUAUAUAAUACAUCCAACUCACAAAUCCUAGUACACAGAGCAUAUCAAAUUUCAGAGGGGAAGGGGGAGUUUUUCUUUUCUUUUGGAGGAAGCUAAGUGCAUGUAAGACUUUAAAAAAAAAAAAAAAACAAAUAAAGCCAGAAUAAAGCCACCGUUCAAAAAGGAGGACAGUUGAAAGAAAAACGAUACUCUGUAUGUGGUUUCUUUUUAUGUCUUGCAUAUCAUCAGUACUCAGACUCUGGUAUUUUAGAAAACAGCCAAAUGUAUAUCAUUUUAUUUAUAAAUUUUAGUAGCCUUAAAGUGGAGGAAAAAAUGUUUUCAAGUAUUUCUGAUACUUGUAUAUCCUGUAUAUUCAUUGUUUACUUUUAUACUGGUGGCUUGGUAUGUAAUAAUAUACUUUAUGGGUGACUUAAACAUAUGAUGUAUUAUCAUAAUAUUUGUGGAUUAAAUGAUUUGUGAUUACUGUA
Messenger RNA from Malaclemys terrapin pileata, 4734 nucleotides. It is a transcript of the gene TNFAIP8L3, whose product is annotated as TNF alpha induced protein 8 like 3. The transcript is spliced from 2 exons. Gene Ontology annotation, biological process: regulation of apoptotic process. The record is from RefSeq and is a predicted model, not a curated record. Gene Ontology annotation, cellular component: cytoplasm. NCBI's taxonomy places the organism in Eukaryota, Metazoa, Chordata, Testudines, Emydidae. The coding region runs from base 53 to 667 and encodes 204 amino acids.